Messenger RNA from Paramuricea clavata, 2145 nucleotides. The record is from the annotation of a GenBank genome assembly. Lineage: Eukaryota; Metazoa; Cnidaria; Anthozoa; Malacalcyonacea; Plexauridae.
GCUAAUGUUGAUAAUCACCACGCAAAUUGCUACAUUUUCCGGAUUCUUUUGCGUUCUAAUUGUUGAUUGCCUGUUCUUUUAUAUUGUGAGAAACUUUAUUUAAUUGAGUGCAAAGCGCCUUGUAAGUAUACGAGCUUCAUUUGAAUUGCAAAUUAUGUGUCGUUUGUGUAUUUGCAAAUUACGUACAUUCCAUUCGCACAAAUUCAAGACGCUUUCUCAAUCGCUGUAUUAAAACAAUAAAUUUACGUUGUUGUUUUUAGGUUCUUAAAGCCUCAUCUCGAGAAUUCUGGCGAAAACAACACGAUGAAAACGCUUUGUUGGCUUUUAGUCGUUUACAGCCAAGUAUUUUUGGCUUUAAGCGUUGAACGAAAGCCUUUAAACAAGCAUAUUCGUCAUUACGAACCGCUAAACUAUGCCGAAAGCGAUAUAAAAGAUUCGUUCAAAAAUGGACUCGAAACGAAGUCGUUAGAUUUCAAAUCUCACGGAAGGGAAUUCAAACUGCGUUUAGAACCGGACAGAGAUUCGUUUCAUCCUGGUUUAGAUCGACUAAACGAUGAGAUAAAAGAACAUUUAAACUCGGCGUUAGCAGGCUAUCUUGAAGACGAACCGAAUUCCGAAGCCUUCGGCUCGAUACGAAAUGGCAGAUUCGAGGGGACAAUAUUCACCAACGACGAAGAAUACACCGUACGGCCGGCAGAAAUGUAUUUUGAUGAACCUCAAGAAUUUCAUUCGGUUAUCUUUCGUUCGAAAGACGAAGACGAAAGCAUCAGGCGAAAAAGAAGUAUAUUUUCAAACGGUGAGCCCCGUUCGAUGAGACGCCGUCGAGAAACAAACGAGUUCGACGAACCAGAUGGAUUCGAUUUGUACAAGCAAGAAAAUAAUCAAAACCUGAGAAUUUGUAACAUUUCGAUCGAGUCGGACUACUUAUUCACAAAUGCUUUGGGAGGCACAGGCAGGGCCGUUGGCGAAAUGAUUUACUUAGUUCGGUUGGCUAACCGAAAGUUUGAAGAAAUGGCACAGUCACCGCUAUGGAAAGAGGCAAAACUAUUUACACUUCGUUUAAUGAUCGGGCAUAUUAUGGCCUACACCAAUGAAACAACACCUGAGGAAUUAAAACCCGAGAGUAUGGGUGUUUCAACUUUCCUCGAUUUUGUGUCCGAUCGAGACUACGAUGGCUACUGCCAGGCAUUCUUCCUCACUUAUCGAGACUUUGAGGGUGGUAUUACAGGUAUAGCAACUUGUCUAGUUUAAAUUGCAUUUCGUUGGAAAGGUUGUCUACAAGUAGAUUUUGGCCGGCAUUACUGGUUUGUUUCACCAUUGCUUUUACCCUUCCCCAGGGAUUGAUCCAAUCAGAUCUGACAGGAUGGGUGUACUCAUCAAGGCUCUAGUCUUGCUUGUGGCAAUUUUACAAUCCUGUUUCUAUCUCAUCUUGUCCAACCAAAAAUGGAUUUGAUAAGGAAAUUCUCCCCCCCCCCCUUGCACCCCAAGGCUAGGAUGAGUGCAUACACUGCCUCACCCCCUCCUAUUCUGCCCCCUCUCCAGUAACACUAUUCCUGUACUACCCCCAUACUUAGCACAAAGCCUAUUAGUUUUUAAUUAGUUUCCCUUCAAAAUUUUUGUUUUCCCUUCCUAUCCAAUUCAUGUUUUGCUGACUGGGAAAACAAUUUGUCGACUGGGGUACAAUUAUCUGUGGACUCCUGACCACUGGGGGGGGGGGGGUGUUCCACACCCAUACCCUCCUCUAGUGCCGCCCCUGGUUGUGGUUAUAGGUUUUUUCAUGUAGUUGUAUCUCUGACAUAGAAUCUCUCAAUCUGCAACAUUUUAAAUCCGGCAUUAUAUGCUUACAGGUCUAUCUUGGAGUGCUCAAGAUGAUGAAAGGGGUGGGGUCUGUCAAGCGAGGCGUUACUUUAUUCAAAUUAAUGAAAAUUUCAAUGUGCAAAAGCUAAAGAGUUACAACUCAGGUGUCAUAACAUACAAGUUUUAUGGAACCCUUAUCCCGCCGAAAAUGGGAGAAAUUGCAUUCCUCCGGCAAGUUGGGACGGCCUUUGGUGCACCGGUAAGUUGGUAACAGUUGUUUACAGGGAGCAGAGCUGGCUUCUGAGGCCAAGUGAAACUGUAUCCUUUUCCUAGUCCUAUAUGUGCAUG